Sphenostylis stenocarpa is the source of this 1566-nucleotide messenger RNA. Lineage: Eukaryota; Viridiplantae; Streptophyta; Magnoliopsida; Fabales; Fabaceae. The record is from the annotation of a GenBank genome assembly.
AUGGCAUCGUCCUCGUCCUCCACACUCUGCUCCCCAUUCAUGCGACUGGAGUUCCCCUCCACAAGAAAACAACGCUCUUUCAUUCACGUUCCCUCCAUCAGAGGCUCCGUCUCCGAGAAACCACUACCGGCAGUGUCGGUGACCUCUCCGGAGCCCACGAAGCUUCCGAUCCGCAAAAUCCCCGGUGACUGCGGGUUCCCGGUGAUCGGACCCUUCAAGGACCGUCAGGACUAUUUCUACAAGCAAGGGCGCGACGAGUUCUUCAAGUCCCGCAUCCAAAAGUACCAGUCAACGGUCUUUCGCACAAACAUGCCACCUGGCCCCUUCAUAGCCUUCAACCCAAACGUCGUCGUUCUCCUCGACGGUAAAAGCUUCCCCGUACUCUUCGACAGCUCCAAGGUCGAGAAAAAAGAUGUUUUCACCGGAACCUACAUGCCCUCCACCGACCUCACCGGCGGCUACAGAGUCCUCUCCUACCUCGACCCCUCCGAGCCCAAACACGCCCUCCUCAAACAGCUCAUGUUCUUCCUCCUCAAGUCCCGACGCGCCCAUGUCAUCCCCGAGUUCCACGCAUCGUACAAAGAACUCUUCCACGCGCUCGAGACCAACCUUGCCGCAGCUGGCAAAGCUAGCUUCGGCGACGCAAACGACCAAGCCGCGUUCAACUUCCUCGCCCGGUCCCUCUUCGCCGCCAACCCCGCCGACACCAAACUGGGCCGCGACGGCCCAAAACUGGUACAGAAAUGGGUCCUCUUCCAGCUUGGCCCAAUCCUCCGCUUGGGCCUCCCCCAGUUUCUUGAAGAAUCCACCAUCCGCACCUUCCGCCUCCCUCCCUCCCUCAUCAAAAAAGACUACCAGAGACUCUACGACUUCUUCUACUCCUCUUCCAGUACCGUCCUCGACGAAGCAGAGCGGUUGGGGAUCACGCGCGACGAGGCCUGCCACAAUCUUCUAUUCGCCACGUGCUUUAACUCCUUCGGCGGGAUGAAGCUGUUCUUCCCCAACGUGAUGAAGUGGAUCGGACGCGCGGGGGUGAAGCUCCACGCGCGGCUGGCCGAGGAGAUUCGCUCUGCCGUGAGAGACGCCGGCGGGGAGAUCACCAUGGCCGCGAUGGAGAACAUGCCGCUGAUGAAGUCCGUGGUUUACGAAGCCUUCCGCAUCGAUCCUCCGGUGCCGUUGCAGUUCGGGAGGGCGAAGAGAGACCUUGUGAUCGAGAGCCACGAUCACGCUUUCCAGGUGAAAGAGGGGGACAUGCUGUUCGGGUACCAACCCUUCGCCACGAAGGAUCCUAGAAUCUUCGACAGGGCCGAGGAGUUUGUCGGGGACAGAUUCGUAGGGGAGGAAGGGGAGAAGCUGCUGAAACACGUGCUGUGGUCGAAUGGACCUGAAACGGAAUCUCCCACACUCGGGAACAAGCAAUGUGCGGGGAAGGAUUUCGUGACCUUGGUUUCAAGGCUUCUGGUUGUCGAAUUUUUUCUUCGCUAUGACUCCUUCGAGAUUCAAGUCGGAACUUCUCCCUUGGGUUCUUCCGUUACUAUUACCUCCCUGAAGAGAGCAAGCUUUUAG